AAAACCAGGCACUGCUCAUCACCUGCCCAAUACAAUCCCUACAGUGAAACAUGGUGGUUAACAUCAUGUUGUGGGGGUGUUUUUCAGCUGCAGGGACAGGACAACCGGUUGCAAUUGAAGGAAGGAUGAAUGCGGCCAAGUACAGAGAUAUCCUGGAGGAAAACCUCUUCCAGAGUGCUCAGGACCUCAGACUGGGCCGAAGGUUCACCAUUCAACAGGACAAUGACCUGCUUAGGGUCAUUGUCCUGUUGAAUGGUGAACCUUCGGCACAGCUAAAAUAACAAAGGAGUGGCUUCAGAACAACUCUGUGACCGUUCUUGACUGGCCCAGCCAGAGCCCUGACCUAAACCCAAUUGAGCAUCUCUGGAGAGACCUCAAAAUGGCUGUCCACCAACAUUCACCAUCCAACCUGACAGAACUGGAGAGGAUCUGCAAGGAAGAAUGGCAGAGGAUCCCCAAGUCCAGUGACUGUUGCGGCACAGACCUGUGAGGUUCCUGCAUCUGUGUCCAUCUCCCCAGCUCCUCCUGUGUCCACCUCCCCUGCUCCCCCUAUGUCCGUGUCCACCUCCCCAGCUCCUCCUGUGUCCACCUCCCCAGCUCCUCCUGUGUCCAUGUCCACCUCCCCUGCUCCUCCUGUGUCCAUGUCCACCACCCCUGCUCCUCCUGUGUCCAUGUCCACCUCCCCUGCUCCUCCUGUGUCCAUGUCCACCUCCCCUGCUCCUCCUGUGUCCAUGUCCACCUCCCCUGCUCCUCCUAUGUCCAUGUCCACCUCCCCUGUUCCUCCUGUGUCCACCUCCCUUGCUUCCCCUGUGGCCACCUCGAAGCAGAAAAGAAAAUCAAGGAAUGCAGACCCUCGUGAAUGUCCUGUUCAUCAAGGCUCAAGUGUUUUCCCUUUCAAAAAAUCCUCAAGAAAAGACUCAGAGAGGGCCGCGUCGAGGUUUUGGUGCAGUGGCAACCUUGCUCUGGAUGUGGAGUAAAGUGGAAAAACUCCUGGGAGCUCCAAGACAAUGUGGAACUUUGAGUGCAUAACAUCAUUAUUCAUAUUUGGAGAGUUCUGAAAUAAAU
Molecule: messenger RNA, 1065 nt
Organism: Acanthochromis polyacanthus (spiny chromis)
Lineage: Eukaryota; Metazoa; Chordata; Actinopteri; Pomacentridae
Exons: 5
Coding region: 552-977 (141 amino acids)
Source: RefSeq, a predicted model, not a curated record